UAGCUAUUAUAGACAAACUGCCUUUUUAAAGGCUUUUUGUUAGUGAUAUUAAAAAUGUCAAAAAGAGUUAUUUAAAAAUUGAUGUAUUAACCAUGCCUAAAUUCCUUAUGGAUUGUUCUUUAAGGAAUUACAGAAAUAUAUAGUUGUCUCGACUUUUUUUUCUUCAACCUGGGAUCAAGCAUCAUUGUGCAACAAUAUUUUAAUAGUGAGAAAUCUCAAAACUCCUGACAGUCUUUGCAUAUUCACAGUUUCAUGGGCUUUUGCAUCAUUGCUUCUGAAUUGCUAAUGAAGAGCUCAAUAUAGCUUCUGAUGCAUUUCAGAUAUACUGGGUGGUGACUGGCUAGAGUGUUACUGACAUCACAACAUACAGCUGUUGACUUUCUAUUGUCUGAGUCCUUCUCAGCAAGUGCUUUAGACUGCUCUGGCAGGCACUCCCAAUGCCUGACUAAUCAGCUGGAUGUGUGCAGUGAGCUCUGUAGAGGAGCAAUGCAGAGCAUCAGUUUACAGGUACUAUGGAAAGUACAUCUUCUUAACUCUGUAUGAUGAAGCAAAUACCAAUACAAUGAAGGCCACGGAAAGGUAUGAUAUAUUUGAUCCAAGACAGUCCAUUUCAGUCCAGGAAUCUACAGUAGUGACAAGGACAUGGGACUCCUCCUGCCAGAUUACAGAUGGUUCACUACAAUUGACAUCCUGGCUGACAACUGUGAAAAAGAACCUUGGAUUGUUUUAUUUUAUUUUUGUGGGACACCACAAUCCCAAAUCCAAAGGACACAUCAGGCUUCAAGCUCCCUGUAGAAUUCAAAAAUAACCUUUGCUAAUGAGGAUGUCUGAUACUGUUACUGUAAAAGAUGAAACUGCUACAAUGAAGGAUUUGGAGCCAGAAGUGAAAGAUACAACCAGAGUUGAAGAUAUUAUCAAAUCAGAAAACUAUGGGAAGAUUUUGGUAGAGAAGAAUGAACAUUGUAUUGAGAACAAUAUUGAUUUGCAGCGGCCAUUGCAGUCAUUUGGACAGACAGGAAAAAGGUCUAAGUCAAGCUCAAAGUUAAAGCUAGUUCGGAGCCUUGCAGUGUGUGAAGAAUCACCACCACCCCCUGCAGCAGAGAUAUCACAGGAGAACCAGGAGAAAAUUCAGAUCCAGUUAACACAAUCAUUUGAGAAAGAAGAGAGGCCCUCAAAAGAUGAAGCAGGAAAAGAAAAGGCCAGUGAUAAGUUGCCCAGAAAAAUGUUAUCAAGAGAUUCCAGUCAAGAAUACACUGAUUCAACUGGCAUAGAUCUACAUGAAUUUUUAGUAAAUACAUUAAAAAACAAUCCCAGGGACAGAAUGAUGCUGUUGAAAUUGGAACAGGAAAUUUUAGAUUUCAUUGGUAAUAAUGAGUCUCCACGUAAAAAAUUCCCCCCAAUGACAUCUUACCAUAGGAUGCUAUUACACAGAGUAGCCGCUUACUUUGGAUUAGACCACAAUGUUGAUCAGAGUGGGAAGUCUGUCAUAGUAAACAAAACUAGCAAUACAAGAAUACCUGAUCAGAAAUUUAAUGAACAUAUUAAGGAUGAUAAAAGUGAAGACUUUCAAAAACGUUAUAUCCUCAAGAGAGAUAACUCUAGCUUUGACAAAGAUGAUAAUCAGAUGAGAAUACGUUUGAAAGAUGACAGAAGAAGCAAAUCUAUAGAAGAAAGAGAAGAAGAAUACCAGAGAGCUAGAGACCGAAUAUUUUCCCAAGACUCCCUGUGUUCCCAAGAGAAUUAUAUUAUUGACAAAAGACUCCAAGAUGAGGAUGCCAGUAGUACCCAGCAGAGGCGCCAGAUAUUUAGAGUUAAUAAAGAUGCUUCAGGGAGAUCUACAAAUAGCCAUCAAAGCAGCACGGAGAAUGAGUUGAAGUACUCAGAACCACGACCCUGGAGCAGCACAGAUUCAGACAGCUCUCUUCGAAACCUGAAACCCGCUGUAACCAAAGCCAGCAGCUUCAGUGGAAUCUCAGUCCUGACAAGAGGUGAUAGUUCUGGAAGCAGCAAAAGCAUAGGCAGGCUUUCAAAAACAGGUUCUGAGUCUUCUGGUAGUGUAGGGUCAUCUACAGGCUCUCUUUCUCACAUCCAGCAGCCUCUUCCAGGUACAGCUCUCAGCCAGUCUUCUCAUGGCGCACCUGUCGUCUAUCCAACUGUCAGCACUCAUAGUUCUCUUUCCUUUGAUGGUGGCCUAAAUGGGCAAGUCGCAUCUCCUAGCACUAGCUUCUUUUUGCUUCCCUUGGAAGCCGCAGGCAUACCACCUGGCAGUAUUCUGAUCAACCCACAAACAGGUCAGCCCUUCAUAAACCCAGAUGGGAGUCCAGUUGUGUAUAAUCCUCCUAUGACUCAACAACCAGUUAGACCCCAAGUGCCUGGACCUCCACAGCCACCUCUGCCACCCCCACCUCAACAACCAGCAGCUAAUCACAUUUUCUCACAGCCUGUUCGUCCUCUGCAGUCCUCUUCACAGCCUGUUCAGUACUCUACAGUCCCUUACCCAUCCCCGCUCCUGCCAGUCUCACCCACCCAGCAAUACUCCGUGGAUAACCUUGGGUCUCAGUUUAGCCACAUGAGUCUUGCUCGCCAGCCAUCUGCUGAUGGUUCUGACCCUCAUGCCGCCAUGCUCCAGUCCACUGUGGUUCUUCAGUCUCCACAGCAGUCUGGUUAUAUCAUGACAGCGGCCCCUCCACCACAUCCUCCUCCACCACCACCACCACCACCUCCUCCUCCUCCCCUACCACCUGGGCAGCCAGUCCCUACUGCUGGGUAUUCUGCCUCUGGUCAUCCUGUCAGCCAACCUGUGCUCCAGCAGCAGGGAUAUAUUCAGCAGCCAUCACCACAGAUGCCAGCCUGUUAUUGUGCUCCAGGCCACUAUCACUCCAGUCAACCUCAGUAUCGCCCAGUCCCUUCUGUUCAUUACAAUUCACAUCUAAACCAACCACUGCCACAACCUGCACAGCAGACAGGUUAUCAAGUUAUACCCAACCAGCAGCAAAACUACCAAGGAAUAGUUGGAGUUCAGCAACCCCAGAGUCAAAGCCUAGUCAGUGGCCAACCCAACAGCAUUGGAAAUCAAAUUCAAGGAGUGGUCAUCCCCUAUACUUCAGUGCCAACGUAUCAGGUUUCACUGCCUCAAGGUUCUCAAGGAAUUGCCCAUCAGACUUAUCAACAACCUGUUAUGUUCCCUAAUCAGUCUAAUCAAGGAUCUAUGCCUACAGCAGGAAUGCCUGUUUACUAUAGUGUAAUUCCACCUGGUCAACAAAAUAAUUUAAGCUCUUCAGUAGGUUACUUGCAACAUCCAGGAUCAGAACAAAUACAGUUUCCUCGAACCACUUCACCAUGCAAUUCCCAGCAGCUUCAAGGCCACCAGUGUACAGCUGUGCCACCACCGCCACCUGGUGGGGGGAUGGUGAUGAUGCAGCUCAGUGUACCAAACAAUCCACAGUCUUGUGCCCACUCGCCCCCGCAGUGGAAACAAAACAAAUAUUACUGUGAUCACCAGAGAGGACAGAAGUGUGUAGAGUUUAGCAAUGUAGACAAUAUUGUCCAGCACAGCCCUCAACUCAGUAGUCCCAUUAUUUCACCAGCUCAGUCGCCAGCACCAGCUCAGCUGUCCACCCUGAAAACUGUACGUCCCUCUGGACCACCACUUUCCAUCAUGCCCCAAUUUCCUAGACCUUUUGUUCCCAGGCAAGGGCUGCAUCUUCCCCUCCACUCAGGAGAUUCCAGGUAUCCAUUACUUGGCCAGCCACUGCAGUACAACCCUCCUGCUGUUCUGCACGGACACAUUCCAAACCAACAGGGUCAGCCUGGCAGCAGGCAUGGAAACCGAGGAAGGAGACAAGCUAAAAAAGCUGCAUCCACGGACCUUGGAGCAGGAGAAGCAGUUGUUGGGAAGGUCUUGGAAAUUACUGAACUACCAGAUGGAAUAACUCGCAUGGAAGCUGAAAAGCUUUUUGGGGAACUCUUUAAAAUUGGCGCCAAGAUCCGGUGGCUCCGGGACCCCCAGUCACAGCCACGUCGUCACCCCCUCUGCUGUGGCAGCGGGGACAACACUGUCAACCCUGAACGCUCUAAACCCAGUGACUUGGCCUCCACCUACACGGUCUUAGCCACAUUCCCCUCCAUUUCAGCUGCACAGAAUGCAUUGAAGAAACAAAUUAACUCAGUUAACAAGUUUAAACUGAGAACAAGCAAGAAGCACUAUGACUUUCACAUUUUGGAAAGGGCAAGUUCUCAGUAACACCCACCUUUGGACCCUUCACCUUUAUGGUUCCCCUGCCCUCUCCCAUCUUUGAUUGGCUUGGUAUUUGGAGCUUCUGUUAACAUUAUAGAGACUCCUAGGACGUGUGGUCAUGGUGUUAUAGCUUUUGAAGAAAGGCCAGUGAUCCAGCAAAGGGGGGAAAAUACGUAUUUCACCCCACAUGACUGUAGGAAUCCACAUCAGAAUGAUACAAAGUUAGCAGGUUUUUCUAAGGAAAUGCCGUUCAAAUGCCUCCUAACUUUUAUAGUUAUUUUGUUUUAUAUUUGUGAAUUCUUGUAUCAGAUCCAAAGCUCUAUUGUAUAGCAAAUUAUUCUUCAAAAUGAUUAUAACCAGUUGCAACCUGUAUUUCUUUUUGCAGCCAGCACAAUGUGACCCAACUUAAAAUGUGGGGGAAAAAGAAUGCAGGAGUGAAAUAACCAAGUCAAAACCAUGUACUGUCUCUUUGGGGGUUAGGGAUGCUAAGAAGAGACCACAAAUAGAGGAUUACUCUUCCCCAAAUCUCUAAACUCAGAAACAUUUGCCAAAAAAUACAGAACACUUCCCUGUAGGAUCCUUUCCUUAUUCAUUUAGGUAGUAUGAACAUUAAGUAUAAAAUAAAUUAUGUUCUUAAUGCCUCUUAAACCACUUACAUUAAAAGGAGAACAGGAAUCAUUCUAAGCCGGAAAAUACUUCCACUUUUUUUAAGUAUCUCUCUAAUAACUAAAUGCCACUUACUUGCAUUCCCCUCCUUGUGGAUUUUUUGUCACCUAAGGAAAUGCAUUUGAUGAGUGCUGGAAACUUCUUAAGUGGUUUACAGUUUGUUUUCGUUGUUUGCAGCGGAUCACUGGACAUCAAAGAUUCAUUGCACUUAUGAACAAGGAACCUUCUUUUCAAUUUCUGUGUAAUUUGCAAGGCUGUACAAUGUGUGCUGAUGCAAGCCUUUUUCAGUUCAAGAGAAUAAAUGUUUACAAAUAUAG
Cebus imitator (Panamanian white-faced capuchin) is the source of this 5220-nucleotide messenger RNA. It is a transcript of the gene R3HDM1, whose product is annotated as R3H domain containing 1. The transcript is spliced from 28 exons. The coding region runs from base 818 to 4243 and encodes 1141 amino acids. The record is from RefSeq and is a predicted model, not a curated record. Gene Ontology annotation, molecular function: nucleic acid binding. Lineage: Eukaryota; Metazoa; Chordata; Mammalia; Primates; Cebidae.